Talaromyces proteolyticus is the source of this 444-nucleotide messenger RNA. RefSeq lists its product as uncharacterized. The coding region runs from base 1 to 444 and encodes 147 amino acids. The record is from RefSeq and is a predicted model, not a curated record. NCBI's taxonomy places the organism in Eukaryota, Fungi, Ascomycota, Eurotiomycetes, Eurotiales, Trichocomaceae. The transcript has a single exon.
AUGCUACGUCUCCCAACCCCAAACCUGCCUCGUCCCUACAUCCUCCCGGUCCGAUCCAUACUCCAACCAGCCUCCACCCCAACCCUCAGCAACGUACGCGCACGAUUUAGAACCGACGACAGCCAUUCGGGGGUCAAAGGCCAUCCGUUCCAGGAGUGGAAAGGCUCGUCGACACAACACCACGCAGUCAACCGAGCCAGGAACAAUGAUGUCACAGAUCCGGAAGUUGAGGCAGCGCAGCAAGGCAGGGAAGAGCACAUUCAGAAUCAAGGCAUUGCGGAUGCGACCAAGAGCGGAGCGACCACCCAACGAGACCUGAGGCACAGCACGAAAAGGGCAAAGGAGGAGCAUCCGCAUGCACCACAGCCGAUCAUUGGGAUGACUGAUGAGAAGGGCGAGGUAAGUGGUUUUCUUUCAAUUGGCGGGAAAUAUGAGGUGUGCUGA